Mandrillus leucophaeus (drill) is the source of this 490-nucleotide messenger RNA. RefSeq names its product small integral membrane protein 4 (gene SMIM4). NCBI's taxonomy places the organism in Eukaryota, Metazoa, Chordata, Mammalia, Primates, Cercopithecidae. The record is from RefSeq and is a predicted model, not a curated record. The coding region runs from base 1 to 405 and encodes 134 amino acids. The transcript has 4 exons.
AUGGCCUGGGGACUGUCCAUCCGAGAGGGUUAUCACUUCUCUCUGGGUAUUAGGAAUAAAAAUGGCGGUGGCAGACGCUCGUUAGUAGCCCAGGCCGCCGUACACGGCGAGUACGGGCGGGGCGGCCUUGGCUGCGUCCGGGCGAUCCAGUGCGUAGUUCCGCCAUACCCAUCUCCACGACCUCGGUCGAGCAUGUUCACCAGGGCCCAGGUGAGACGGAUUCUGCAGCGGGUGCCCGGGAAGCAGCGACUUGGCAUCUACCGGUUCCUGCCCUUCUUUUUUGUCCUGGGAGGAACGAUGGAGUGGAUCAUGAUUAAAGUGCGCGUAGGCCAGGAGACCUUCUAUGAUGUCUACCGUAGAAAAGCCUCAGAAAGACAGUAUCAGAGAAGGCUGGAAGAUGAAUGAGACUGAACUUCAGCAGUCAAUAAAGUCAAUAUGAAUUUUUACUAUUGGUUUCAGUGCCUUUUAAAAUGUACUUUUCAGAUCUCUU